GAUAAGAGUAAAUUAAAUUAAACUGAGGAUAAACUUAUGCAUAAAAUUUUGUGCCGAGUUGUUACCUUUUUUUUCUUUUCUCUCCUUCAUUCGGUGGUGAAAUGAUUUUUUUUUAAUUAUUUUUCACUAAUUUUUAUCAGGUAGACUUGUAUAAAGGUUACCAGAUCUCAUGAGCAGUGAGUCAUUGUAACAACAUCUGCAUAAAUUUCUCCGAGUUUUGGUUUUUGGUCAUAUAGAAUAAGUUUCUAUUCACCUUGAGCAUAAAGCGGAAUUUUCAAGCUGUUUACCUACUUUUUCUUUCUUUCUCACAUGGAAAAUGUUUCACAAUUUUUUUUUUAAUUUAAUUUAAUGUUCAUAAAUUCUUCAAUCCUUCCUCACUAACAACAGCUCUGUCACUCAGCUGUUACUUUUAUUUAGUUUUUUUUAUGCAGGAAAAAAAAUGGAGUUUCGGGAAACAGAGAAAAAGAAGGUUAACUCAGAGGUUCCAUGGAUACCCACCACACCUUUUAAGCCCAUUGCACAAAGACCAGCGCAGAUCUGCACUUCUGGAGAGAGAAAUCAGCUGAAUUCUCAUUUCAAUGGAGAAUUUGCAUCUCUAGAAUCUUCGGCAGGUGGAAAUGUUAACCACGAGUCAGAAUCUGUGGCGGGAACAUCAAACAUUGGUCAUGACAAUGCCAGAACUCGGGUACAGGUGUCGUUCGAAGAUGUUCCUGGUCCGAGUAAUAGUUUUGCUGAGCUAUUGGCUCAGGCAGGAGCUCCUUCCGCAUACUGUAAUUCAAGAUAUGAUUUUUUGGAUAACCAAUUUGUUCCUGGUGUGUGGAACUCGCAGUUCGACCAAAGCUAUGCAUUACUUGGCAAUCACAAUCUGUAUCAGCAACAGCCGUAUACCAAUUUCAUUCAUGACAAUUACCAAGAUCCUCAAGGCACAUCAUACAUGGCUUACUGUGGCCUGACCGAUUCUCAGGUUGCGCUGCCUCCAGAAAAUGUCGUCACAGCAAAAGACAAACAAGUUGUGGAGACACAGAUUUGUACGGAACAAAUGAAUCAAAGGGAAGAUGAGGAUGAUGCCUCGGCCACAAUGUGCGACAAAUCACACAACAAACUCUAUGAUCCUGCUGUUGUAGACUUGACUGCUAUUCCUACACCUUGCAAGGAGGAUAAUAACCACAAUAAGGAAAUACACCAUGUUAUUGAUCUUAAUGAAAUACCCCAAACAAAACCGAAAAGAAGAAAGCACCGCCCCAAGGUCAUAAAAGAAGGAAAGCCGAAAAAAACCAGGAAGACGACCACUCCGAAGCCUGAUCAAUCAAAAGAAAACUCAACUCAAAAGAGGAAGUAUGUCAGAAAGAAAGACUUAAACACAACUCCAGCAGAAGUGACAGGGGAAUGCACUGAAUCGUUAAUAACCGAGUCUGCCAAAAAGACGUGUAGAAGGUCCUUAUACUUUGAGAUACCAGAUCAACCAAGAGAUGGAAACUCUGCAUGCAGAGAAGAAAAUGCAACUAUGCGGUUUGGUGGCGAAACUGGCAUAGAGGUCCAGGAAACGCAAGCUCUAAAUAAUUACAUGUCAUCACGAGAAGAUGCACAAGCCUCCACCAGUAACGGAAAACUUUCGAGUAACGGAUCACAAGAAGUAGGUUCUAAGAGAAAACCUUACGGUGCCAUUAAGCAGGCAGACAACGGCAGCGUUAACCUAAUUGGGUCCCAAUAUAAUUUAUUGCAGGCUUACCAGUCAAGGUAUUGGGUUCAAUUUCCAAAUGUCCAGAAGAAAAGGAGAAGUGAAAAGGGGAAAUUUUCUAACCCAUCAAAUGCAUCUUCCAUGACUGCUACAAAAGAUGUUCAACUAGCAACAUGCUCUGAAGAAAAUGCCAGAUCAUAUCAAGAUGCAUCAACUUCUAACGGCUGGACUUCUGCUUCUGCUUCUGAAUAUGAAACAGCGAAACUCCUAACCAUGCUCAGAGCCACAGAAAAAGCUACCUGUGAUAAAUCGCAAUCGCUUGAGUACAAUUUAUUUUCAGGUCAGAGCAGACCAACCAAAAAAAGAUCAAGAGUCACAAACAGAGCUCAUGAUUACACUUCACUGACCAUAGUCAGAAACUGUGAUGCCAAACUUACUAAUAUUGCAAACCGAAGCAGUUCUGAUAGAAAAACAGUUGAGGAUGCACAAAGACCACAAACAGGCAUUGAUGCUCUAGUCGCGGAGAUGCGUGCAUCACUCACAAAAAAGAAACGGAGUAAAAAGAGAACUGCUCCAAUCAGUUCCGUAUAUUCUAGCAGAGAUGAAAUGCAACAGCAUCUUCCUUUGCACAGCUCAUUAGGUGUUGCUCGUGGAGAGAGCUGGAAAAGCAUAUAUACUGUGGACACAUUAACACAGCAGUUUAGCCAGCUAAACAUAUAUAGAGAAGCUAGAGAGCUUGUGUUGUAUGGCCAGAAUGCACUUGUCUCUUACAAGCAGAAAACUGAAAAACGCAAAGGCCGGCGGGUUCAUGAAUAUGGCACCAUGAUUCCCUACGAAGGCGUGUUUGAUCCCAUCAAGAAACAACGCCCACGACCUAAAGUUGAUCUGGAUGAGGAAACUAAUAAAGUGUGGAAGCUUCUGAUGUUGGAUAUAAACAGUCAUGGGGUUGAUGGAACAGAUGAAGACAAGGCCAAAUGGUGGGAAAAUGAACGAAAUGUUUUCCGAGGACGAGCAGAGUCAUUUAUUGCACGGAUGCAUCUUGUACAAGGUGACAGGCGCUUUUCGCGAUGGAAAGGAUCGGUGGUGGAUUCAGUAGUUGGAGUUUUCCUCACUCAAAAUGUCUCGGACCAUCUUUCUAGUUCUGCAUUCAUGUCCCUUGCUGCUCGAUUUCCUGUAAAGCCAAGCAGCAAGUACGAUGCAUGCCAUGAUGAAAGUGCAAGUAUGAUAGUCAACUCACCAGAGGUGCAGAUUGUGGAACCAGAAGAAAAUGCAAAGCUGGAAGAAAUAUUGAAUCAAUCUGUUCAUGAAUUGAGUUCUAUGACAAAAGACAUCAUUGAACAUUCUGCAGAAAGAGAAACAGUUGACAGCAACAGCAUUGAUUCCUGUGGAACUACUGGAAGCUUAAAAGAUGAAUCAAAUUGUAAGCUGUUGGAACCUGCUCAAAGAAAUAUUAGCGAACAUAGUACAAUGGGAUUUGUUAGUCCUGUGACUGGGGAAGGACAAGAAAAUUCAUGUAAGGGGGGUGUUAGGAAAGAGCUAAAUGCUUUAUUUUCAUCCCAUUGCUCCAUUGUUACAUCUCAAUUGUCUGGAGAUCUUUCCAUUGAUCAAAAUCCUGAGAAGAUAGGAUCAGUCUCAGACAGCAACACAGAAGUAGAAGAUCGGCUAAGCACAGCCGAAUACAAUGUUUCCAACAGGACUUCUUUCAGUAAUCUUUUAGGAAUGGCAAGUUCGACGCAGUUACAUGAAGUUAACAGUCAGAGUAACAAUCCAACUGAGAAUUUGAGAGAUUCAUAUGGUCAGCCUGUAGCUAUGAGGCAUGACAAUCUGGAGGAGAACUUGGAAAAAUCAAAUGUUAAUCAAAGCUACUUAGAAGAAAUCAUGACACAGUGCAAUGACUAUAAUUUGAAAAUGACCCCCAACUCUGGAGUUCUUGAAGUCAACUGCUAUAAUCCCGUCAAUGUCGAAGCCUCGUCAAGUGGCUCCUCAAAGAAUAAAAAUGAAGAUAACAUAAGCUUGAGUUCUCCAGCAGAGUCUCACAGCAUGCUAUCCCAAGCCCAUCAGCAGCAUAGUGAUCACAAGCAGCACGAGGCUUUCCACAUUUCUGGACAAAGUCAAGAUCUUAUGCCGAAAUCAAAGGAAUCAGAUUCUUGUGACCACAGCUAUGCUAUUACAAAUGAAAACAGUAAGUUAGAAUCUGCUCCUGUAAAAUCAAAAGGCAAGAAAGAAAAAAAGGAUAGCUUCAAUUGGGAUAGUUUAAGAGUACAGGCGCUAGCUACAGCAGGGGAAAGAGAAAAGACAGAAAGCACCAAGGACUCUUUGGACUGGGACGCCGUGAGGCGUGCAAACGUCAAUGAAAUUGCUGAUGCAAUUAAAGAACGGGGCAUGAACAACAUGCUUGCUGAACGUAUUCAGAGUUUCCUGAAUCUACUCGUUGAUAAACACGGGGGUAUAGAUCUCGAGUGGUUGAGGGAUGUUCCACCUGACCAAGCAAAAGAAUUCUUGCUCAGCAUAAGAGGAUUGGGAUUGAAAAGUGUGGAGUGCGUGCGACUGUUAACACUGCACCAUCUUGCUUUCCCGGUGGACACAAAUGUUGGGCGCAUUGCAGUACGCUUGGGAUGGGUACCUCUCCAGCCACUGCCGGAAUCAUUACAGUUGCAUCUUCUAGAAUUGUACCCGGUGUUGGAAUCCAUACAAAAGUAUCUCUGGCCCCGGCUGUGCAAGCUUGAUCAAAGAACAUUGUACGAGCUGCAUUACCAGCUGAUAACAUUUGGAAAGGUCUUCUGUACAAAAAGCAAACCAAAUUGUAAUGCAUGUCCAAUGAGAGGGGAAUGUAGACACUUUGCAAGUGCUUUUGCAAGUGCAAGGCUUUCCCUCCCAGGACCGGAGCAGAAGAAUUUAGUUAUUGCAACUGGAAACAAUGCAACUGAUCAGAACCCAUCAGUAAUCAUUGAUCAUUCACCCUUGCCUCUCCCAGAACCGGAGCAAAAGAAUAUAGAUAUGACAACUGGAAACAAUACAACUGAUCAGAACCCCUCAGUAAUCAUCGAUCAGUUGCCCUUGCCUCUCCCAGAACCAGGUCAGAAGAAUAUAGAUAUGACAACUGGAAACAAUACAACUGAUCAGAACCCCUCAGUAAUCAUCGAUCAGUUGCCCUUGCCUCUCCCAGAACCGGGUCAGAAGAAUAUAGAUAUGACAACUGGAAACAAUACAACUGAUCAGAACCCGUCAGUAAUCAUCAAUCAGUUGCCCUUGUCUCUCCCUGAAAACACAAACCAAGCUGAAGAACUUCUGCAAACAGUUGUGAUCAGGCAACAUGAAACAAACUCUGAAAUCAACAUCUGCCAACCAAUUAUAGAAGAGCCAGCAUCUCCAGAGCCAGAAUGCUCCCAUGUAUCCGAAAAUGAUAUAGAGGAUGCUUUCUAUGAGGAAUCCGAUGAAAUUCCAACCAUCAAACUAGACCUAGAAGAGUUCACUGUGAAUUUACAAAAUUAUAUGCAAACAAACAUGGAACUUCAAGAAGGUGAAAUGUCAAAGGCCUUGGUUGCUCUAAAUCAAGAAGCUGCUUACAUUCCUACACCGAAGCUGAAGAACGUGAGCCGGUUGCGCACAGAGCAUUCAGUUUAUGAACUCCCAGAUUCACAUUGUCUUCUGGAAGGGUGGGAAGUGAGGGAACCUGAUGAUCCGGGCAAAUACCUUCUAGCUAUAUGGACCCCAGGCGAGACAGCAAAUUCCAUAGAGCCACCGGAAAGAAAGUGCAGCACUCAGGGCUCUGGCCAGCUCUGUAAUGAGGAGGAAUGUUUUUCAUGCAACAGCUUCCGUGAAGCAAGUUUGCAGAUGGUUCGAGGGACAAUCCUGAUACCAUGUCGAACAGCAAUGAGAGGGAGCUUUCCGCUAAACGGAACCUAUUUUCAAGUCAAUGAGGUUUUCGCAGACCAUGAAUCAAGUCUUAACCCAAUUAGCGUUCCCAGAAGUUGGAUAUGGAACCUCAAUAGGAGAACAGUACACUUCGGAACCUCCAUUCCAUCCAUAUUCAAAGGUUUAUCAACACAAGAAAUUCAACAGUGCUUCUGGAGAGGGUUUGUUUGUGUGCGAGGAUUUGACAGGCAAACACGAGCACCCCGUCCUCUAAAGGCUAGACUACAUUUCCCAGCAAGCAAGCUGGCCAAGAACAAGGAGCAGGCCAAGAAAGACGCAAAAGCUGCAAACUCGCAAGGAUUGAAUUUGAAAUCAAAUACAGAACAGCCAGAACUUCUCGCCAGCAUUCCCAACUUGCAGCAGAACGGCGGAUCCUGAAAACACAUCCUAUUUAUUCCUCCUGUAACAUGUGUAUAAUAACAGGGUCAUUUCAUUGCUAACCGAGUUUGAGUUUAAGCCCGCGUUAUCAUGCAAAGAGAGUGGGCAAGGCAAAUUUUUCAGACCAGGACCAAGACUGUAUCAUGGUAAUAACAGGUAGGGUUAGUUUUCAUGAAAAGGAAUGUGAUACAUAAAUUCUCAUGUAAUUUUAAUUGUAUGAACCUCAUUAGACCAGUUCUGUUUGCACAA
Lathyrus oleraceus (garden pea) is the source of this 6220-nucleotide messenger RNA. RefSeq names its product transcriptional activator DEMETER. Bases 440 to 5971 code for a protein of 1843 amino acids. The record is from RefSeq and is a predicted model, not a curated record. Gene Ontology annotation, molecular function: DNA N-glycosylase activity; 4 iron, 4 sulfur cluster binding; DNA demethylase activity. Lineage: Eukaryota; Viridiplantae; Streptophyta; Magnoliopsida; Fabales; Fabaceae. The transcript has 20 exons. Gene Ontology annotation, biological process: chromosomal 5-methylcytosine DNA demethylation pathway; base-excision repair.